Elaeis guineensis (African oil palm) is the source of this 1500-nucleotide messenger RNA. RefSeq lists its product as uncharacterized. NCBI's taxonomy places the organism in Eukaryota, Viridiplantae, Streptophyta, Magnoliopsida, Arecales, Arecaceae. The record is from RefSeq and is a predicted model, not a curated record.
CUGCGCCGUGCCUUGGCCAUGGCGUAUCGGAGGAAGCUCGGUGCGCCCAAGGCCACCACCUUCGAGGACUUCGGAUCCACGCCGCCGGAGGACUCCUCUCAGGCGUCGCCAGAGCUCGUCGCCCAAGCCAUCCGUGCGUCCGCCGCCCACCGCGACUCCUCUCUCUCCUCCGCCUAUGGCGAAUCCGCCUUCUCUUCCGCCUAUCGGGAAUCCAAUCUCCCCAGGUCACCCCUGGAUUCAAAUACCUAUGCGUUCACAUCGAUGAAGAGCUUGAAUGAACCUAAACAUGGUUUCUGGGGGAUUCUGGCUAGAAAAGCUAAAGCAAUUCUUGAAGACGACAAUGCAACCCAGCAAUUUGAUGAGCAUGGCAGGAACCAGGUCCAGAUGGUUGACUUAUCAACAAGUACACAGCAGUUCCAUCUAUCCUAUUCUGAAGGCUACCGGGAGACAGAAAAGCCUGCACUUCAUAAAGGAUCAGAUUCAAUUGCUUCUUCCCUUAACCACAUUGGUGGUUCAAUUAGAAAUGCCCUAGAAGAAGGCCUGACAAUUGUGGAGAAUAGAACAGCUGAUAUCAUUCAAGAAACACGAAAGCUGCAAAUUAGGAGAAAAGCAAGUGGUUCCAGUGCACAAGAUCAGUCCACAGAUACAUUGGCUCCAAAUACUUUCUCUCAGAUUCAAACUGACCAAGAAACACAACUGAAGGCUUCACGCGACGUUGCAAAUGCAAUGGCUGCCAAGGCCAAACUUCUAUUACGAGAACUAAAAACAGUCAGGGCAGACCUGGCUUUUGUGAGGCAACGGUGCUCCCAGCUUGAAGAGGAGAACAAAAUCUUGCGAGAGAGCCGUGAAAAGGGAAGCGACGAUGAAGAUGACGACCUGAUAAGACUCCAGUUGGAGACAUUAUUGGCUGAGAAGGCAAGGCUGGCACAUGAGAACUCAUUAUACGCACGAGAGAAUCGGUUCCUGAGGGAGAUUGUGGAAUACCAUCAACUAACCUUGCAGGAUGUCGUCUACUUGGAUGAGGGCAUUGAAGAGUUCACAGAGGUCUACCAGAUCCCAUCCCAUUCCUCGCUAUCUCCUUCUGCACCUGAAUUCCCCUCUCCUGCCUUCUCUAGCACUCCCUCUCCAUCUCCAGAGACGGUAUCCAUAUCGAGAACCCCCGCCGAUCCUACAUCUCCUCCGAAGAUAAUUGCGAAAGAUGUGCCUGCAGACAUAGAGACAAGUCCAUCAAUGUUGCCCGAGGCCGAAGGUCCCAAGCAGCAGGAGAUUAUUCCAUCACCAUCUUCAAGUACAGUUGAAGGUCCUCGGUGGCAAGAGAGGAGUCCAUCCCCAUCUCCAGCAACUCAAGGCCCCUGGCUGCUGCAGUCUCCAACCCUGCCUGCCUGAGAUCUUCUAGCCUUCUCUUCUUGGGUGUGCUUUUGGUUUGUUUGUGCAUGUAGAAUUUCAUUUAUUCUUGAUUUUAUUGUUUGUAAUCAUAAACUAUGUCAUUUGUUUGUGUAA